GGGUUUCUUAAAUGCCCCCCUAAUUGCCACCAACAACUGGUUUUCUAAAAAACUAAUAACCCAACCAAAAAAAAUAAACUUCCGGUGGUGAUGGUUCAUCAUUCCGGUCAGACCGAAAGAGAGAGAGAGAGAGAGAGAGAGAGAUUGCCAGACAGACAGACGACGAGUCACCCCUCUAACCAAAAGCAAGAAAAAGCCAACAUUCGUGCUCUUCCACUCGUCCCCUCACCUUCUCUCCCCUCUCACUUUCUCUCUCCUCCUCUCUCUCUCCUCGCUCUUUGUGCCUCCCUUCUCUGAAUCAAAAUCCCAUCGCUUUCACCAAAAAUCACCACGAUCCACAUCGUCAUCACGGGAAUUCUUCCAGUGAUUCAGAGGCAGAGAGAGAGAGAGAGAAAGAUCUCUGGCGAUACGUCCCAGAUCUGUGAGCCAUUGCUGAUCUCUCUGCCAUUUUUCGCUAUGAUUUCGUAUUCAGUGCAUUGAAUUGAAGAAGGACCACCACAUAAUUUACUCUGAUUUCUCGCUUUCCAAUACGAUAAGGAUCGUAUAUUCAAUUCAUUAUUAGUUUUGGCAUUUCUUUCGGAUCCGCACAGUUGUUCCUAAGUAGAGCCUUGAGCGACUCGGAGAUUUUCGUCUUCGUGAAUUUGGGAAUUUUUGUCUCUCCGUUGAAGGCAAAAAGGUCAGAUUUUGAUCCCUUUUUGUGCCCUUUCUCUCCUUCCCAGGUUUCAAUUUGUGUGUACUCUCACAAGAAAGUUGUUUUUCUAGCUAGUUGGAAAGGGAAAUUCCACGGCCUUGUUUGGGUAAUUGAUUAUUGGAGCCUGGUAUUGAUCCAUUGCAAUGCAUCAUAUCAAAUUUGUUUGAGAAAUUGGUUUAGUGAGCAUGAUUGUUUUAGCUGCUCAUUGGGUAUAAUUUGACAGGAGAGAAAAAAAGAAGAUGGAUUUGGAUUGGAUUGGAUGAGAGAAGCUCGAAUUUAUAGUGAGUGGAGGAUUGAAUUAGGAGGAAUUUCGUCAUGGAUGGGAGGAAAACUUAUUUAUGACAUCCUUUGAGCCAUUGUUGUCAUCCUCUGAUCCUUCGUCUGCGCCACCUCCUAAUCCACCUUUGAGAGUUAGCUCAUCAGGUUGUCUCUGUCCUAAUGCAAUAUUAUCUUCCGAUAUCUUCGAGGAUACAGAAAACAACGAAUUUGACUUGAAGGACAGCGAUAAUAUUGUUUCUGUUGUUGAUACAGGUUUUUGUGGGAAAAACACAGAACAUUCUUCUCGUGCAAAACCCAAGUUGUAUUCGGCUGAUUCACAGCUAUAUCAGCAGUUUCCGUUGGAAUGCCCCCCACAGGAGAGGAAGCGCCUAGUAUUGUGGGGUGGUUCAAUGGAGCUUCAGCCAAAUUCUACAAUGAUUGAUAUUUCUAGGUCUUCGUACCAGGUCCAGGAUAAAUCGAAUAAAUCUCAGCAGCUUCGCAAAAGCAUGCAGUUGGACGAUCAUAUGUCACAUGAAGAGAAUCCAAGGUUGAUUUAUGUUAAUGAUCCGAGGAAGACUAAUGAUAAGUAUGAGUUUACUGGGAAUGAGAUCCGAACUAGCAAGUAUACGUUCAUUAAUUUCUUGCCCAAGAAUCUCUUCAUUCAGUUCCACCGGGUUGCUUAUUUGUAUUUCUUAGCUAUUGCUGGUCUCAACCAGCUUCCCCCUCUUGCUGUUUUUGGCAGAACAGUGUCUCUUUUUCCUCUUCUUUUUGUGCUUUGUGUAACUGCUAUCAAAGAUGGUUAUGAGGAUUGGCGAAGACACAGAUCAGAUCGGAAUGAGAAUAAUCGGGAGGCUCUAGUGCUGCAAUUGGGCAAGUUCCAAUCGAAAACUUGGAAAAAUAUACGAGCUGGUGAGGUUUUGAAGAUAUGUGCUGACGAAACGUUUCCUUGUGAUAUGGUUCUGUUGGGGACAAGUGAUCUGAGCGGAAUAGCUUAUAUCCAGACGAUGAAUUUGGAUGGCGAGUCAAACUUGAAGACAAGGUACGCCAGACAAGAAACAACUUCAAUGGUAUUUGAAGGAGGUACAAUUUCAGGGCUUAUCAGAUGUGAACAGCCUAAUAGAAAUAUAUAUGAGUUCACAGCCAACAUGGAGUUUAAUGGGCAGAGGUUUUCCCUCAGCCAAUCCAACAUUGUCUUGCGUGGUUGUCAGCUGAAGAACACAGAGUGGGUUGUUGGUGUAGUGGUCUAUGCUGGUCAGGAAACAAAGGCAAUGUUGAACAGCGCAAUGUCUCCUUCCAAACGAAGCAGGCUCGAAAGUUAUAUGAAUAGGGAAACCUUAUGGUUAUCUAUUUUUCUUUUCAUCAUGUGUCUGGUAGUUGCCCUUGGAAUGGGUCUGUGGCUUCAGCACAACAAGGAUGGGCUUGAUACACUACCUUAUUACAGGAAAAGUUAUUUUGGCGCAGGAAGAUUUGGGAGACCUUACAGAUUUUAUGGGAUUCCUAUGGAGACUUUUUUCUCCUUUUUGAGCUCUAUUAUAGUGUUUCAGAUAAUGAUACCAAUAUCUCUUUAUAUUACAAUGGAGUUGGUUCGGUUGGGACAAUCAUACUUCAUGAUUGGAGACAAGCAUAUGUAUGACAGGAACUCCGACUCGCGGUUUCAGUGCAGAUCCUUGAAUAUAAAUGAGGAUUUGGGCCAAAUUCGUUAUGUAUUUUCAGAUAAGACAGGCACACUUACUGAGAACAAAAUGGAAUUCCGAAGAGCGAGUGUGUAUGGGAAGAAUUAUGGGAGAUCUAUGCUUAUGGAUGAUACGAUGCAGGAUACAGACGACGCAGUAGUAGAAACAGAAGCCCAUGUAGGUAGAAGAUGGAAGCUUAAAUCUGAAAUUGCUGUUGAUUCUGAACUCAUUGCGUUGUUGCAUAAAGACUUGGCUGAAGAUGAAAGGAUUGCUGCACAUGAGUUUUUUCUCACAUUGGCCGCAUGUAACACUGUGAUCCCUAUUCUUACACAAAGUUCAACUUCAAGCGGCACAGUGAGUGAAUUACAUGAAGAUAUAGAAGCUAUUGAUUAUCAGGGUGAGUCUCCAGACGAGCUAGCACUAGUUGCUGCUGCAUCUGCUUAUGGAUAUACUCUUUUUGAGCGGACAUCUGGGCAUAUUGUGAUUGAUGUCAAUGGUGAGAAACUAAGGUUGGAUGUUUUGGGUCUGCAUGAGUUCGAUAGUGUGCGCAAAAGAAUGUCUGUUGUUAUCAGAUUUCCUAACAAUGAUGUAAAGGUGUUAGUGAAAGGUGCUGAUACUUCAAUCUUGAGCAUUUUAGAAAGAGAUCCUACAGGGAAUGAUCACAUAAGGCAUGUGACACAGAGUCAUUUGAAUGAAUAUUCAAAUGAAGGUCUACGCACCCUUGUAGUUGCUGCCAGGGAUCUUACAGAUGCAGAACUUGAGGAGUGGCAAUGCAUGUAUGAAGAUGCAAGCACUUCAUUGACUGACAGAUCUAUGAAACUACGUCAAACGGCAGGUCUUAUUGAAUGCAACUUGAAUCUACUUGGGGCUACUGGGAUUGAGGACAAGCUACAAGAGGGUGUACCAGAAGCCAUUGAGUCCCUCCGGCAAGCAGGAAUCAAGGUCUGGAUUCUAACUGGAGAUAAGCAAGAGACUGCAAUUUCAAUUGGUCUUUCUUGCAAACUCCUGACUUCAGAUAUGCAGCAAAUUAUCAUAAAUGGCACUUCAGAGGAGGAAUGCAGAAAUCUAUUAUCUGCAGCUAAGGCCAAGUUUGGUGUGAAAUCACCAAACUGCAGGAAUUGGAAUUUGAAAUGGAAAAAGAGUGCUGAAAGUCAUUAUCUUGAGAUUCCUGAUGACACGAAGUUGUCUAAUGUGCCACAGUGGCAUGCGGGAAAGGAAGAAGGAACCAUGAGUGCACCGCUUGCACUUAUCAUUGAUGGGAAUAGUCUGGUGUACAUCUUGGAGAAAAAUCUGGAGUCUGAGCUGUUCGACAUUGCGACUUCCUGUAGGGUGGUGAUCUGCUGUCGUGUUGCGCCAUUGCAAAAGGCUGGAGUUGUUGACCUAAUUAAGAGCCGCACUGAUGAUAUGACACUGGCUAUAGGUGAUGGGGCUAAUGAUGUUUCAAUGAUCCAAAUGGCGGAUGUCGGUGUUGGGAUAUGUGGUCAGGAAGGGCGCCAAGCAGUGAUGGCAUCGGAUUUUGCUAUGGGACAGUUUCGGUUUUUGAAAAGAUUACUUUUAGUGCAUGGGCAUUGGAAUUAUCAGCGUGUUGGUUAUCUGGUUCUUUACAACUUCUACCGCAAUGCUGUUUUUGUAUUGAUGCUUUUCUGGUAUAUAUUGUGGACGGCUUUCUCAACGACUUCUGCAUUAACAGAUUGGAGUAGUGUAUUCUAUUCUGUUAUCUAUACCUCAGUACCGACCAUUGUUGUCGGUAUUCUGGACAUGGACUUGAGUCAUAAGACACUACUCCGGUAUCCAAAACUCUAUGGUGCAGGCCAUAGACACGAGAGCUACAAUAUGCGCCUUUUUUGGCUCACAAUGAUUGACACGCUAUGGCAAAGUCUUGUUCUCUUCUAUAUACCUCUAUUCAUUUUUAAGGAGAGCACUGUUGACAUAUGGAGUAUGGGAAGUUUGUGGACGAUUGCAGUUGUUAUCCUAGUUAACAUUCACUUGGCAAUGGACAUUCAGCGGUGGUUGCUACUUACUCAUUGUGCAAUAUGGGGAUCAAUAGCAAUCACAUAUGCCUGUAUGGUGGUAUUGGAUUCUAUACCUGUCUUUCCCAAUUAUGGGACAAUUUUCUAUCUGGCAAAGUCGCCUACAUAUUGGCUCUCCAUCUUGCUUAUAAUUGUAUUAGCACUGCUCCCUCGCUUUGUUUUCAAAGUUAUACAUCAAACUUUUUGGCCUACAGAUAUCCAGAUUAUCAGAGAAUCUGAGAUACUGAGAAAACGACGUAGUUGUUUUGGGUCGAAACGAGAUCAAGGUUCCGGUUAACAUGUAAUAUUAUUUUGUCUUGUCAACUGACCUCAUUUUGAUAUGAUCUCCCCGGAUUUUGUCCAGCCAGUGUAAAAUUUAACGAAUACAAGGGGAAGAGAAGGCGAACUCAAAGCCAAAGAGUGAGGAUUUGUUUGAUGCCGACAAUAGGAUGGUCAAAUCGAGGGGGUGAAAAGGAGGGGGAUAAAGCAUUUUAGAAGUGUUCUUGAGGGUUUGGUUGAUAUUUGUGGGGUUUGACUUGCAAUUUGCUGCCGGAACACGUAAAAAAAAAUAGUCUGGAUUUCAUAUCCUGAUGUUAAUGUCAGGAGUGUCCAGUAGAGAAAAAGCGGAAGUAUAUAAUAGUUUCAUGUAAAGAUCAGGUGUGUCAUUUCUUAAACACUUACAAAAAUGAAAUGCGAAGUGUUCAAAAACAUUAAAAAGAUACUUGUCUAUUUCUUAUCCAAGUGUGUUCAAAAAGAUAAAAAAAAGACUUGUCUAUUUCUUAUCCA
This is a messenger RNA of Camellia sinensis, 5417 nucleotides long. Lineage: Eukaryota; Viridiplantae; Streptophyta; Magnoliopsida; Ericales; Theaceae. The record is from RefSeq and is a predicted model, not a curated record.